GGUCCUUAGGUAGGUAGGUCGAUAGAUAGAUAGAAUAGAUGAGAGACAGAUAGUAGAUGGACAGGUAGACAGGCAGGUGUUGUAGAGAGAGAUAUAGAGACAGACAUGUGCUGUAAACCUGUCUCUGUUCAUUCAUGAAGCUUGUGUCUGCACUGAAGAUAUGCUUCAGAAACACACCCACUCUUCCAGCAUGCCUGUGCCUGUCAUCUUCACUGCAGUCGCUCUCGAUUCCUGCUUAGUUCAGUCUUACCAGAGUCCGUGGAGACAGCAGCUUUUACUGCAGACCUGCACAAUGAGAGACAACAACUGUAAAGAACGCAUAGACAAAAUCCUGCAAGAGGCUCCGACCGCAAGGAAAGCUCUUCUAGACAACCACAGCAAUCUGCACAAGGUGGCCGAUUACUGUCAGAACAAAUACCACAAUGUGGAGGACACAAGAAGUGUCAUUGAAGAGUCCAAAGCUCUCACCACGCAGGCCCUGGCCAGUGUCACAUACCAGAUCAACAAUCUGGCCACAUCUGUGCUGAAGAUCUUAGAUGCUCAGACGCUUCAGCUGAAACAGAUCGAGUCCUCUGUCAACUUGCUGACUCUGACAGUUGGCAUGUACAAGGAGAAAAUAGCCCGGAAAGAGAUCGGCGUGCUGACCAAACAGUCAAAGGUUCCCCGGACACAGAAGGUGGUUCCCCCAGCGAGCGGCCUGGAGCCGUUUCGUGCAUACAGACGGGUUCCCAUAUCCUACACCCGCUUGGACAAACUGGGCCACGGCCACUGGGAAGGCAGCAAAACUGAGGAGCUAAAAACAGACAAUGAGGACUCCGUGUCUGUACAGCUUGGAACACAGGAGACCAGCACCUUCAACUGGUCUUUUUUGGGUAUCGCAGUUGCUCCUCCAUCAGUGCCUGACUCGGUGGGUUCUGGCGCCCCUGCUCCACCUGAUCUCUCUCCAGCUACACCGCCUCCUUUACUCAUGUCUGAGCGUUCCCCGACUCUACCAGCCUAUCCUGACCUGUCCAUGCUGCCUCCUCCACCUCUCCCAGAUGAUGAGAUGGGAGAUGCUCCACCCCCACCUCCUCCUCCCUCUCCUCCUCCAUUUAGUUCGGUGUGUGGAGGUUCUUUGGUUCCCCCUCCACCACCUCCAACUGGCCAAAACACCUCAUUAACUUCAGCAAACCCUCCACCCCCACCUCCUCCAGGUAACAUGGCUAUUCCUCCUCCUCCUCCUCCACCUCCUCCAGGCAAUGUCCCUGUCCCACCUCCUCCACCUCAUAUUCAGGGCAAGACGGCUGCUCCUCCUCCACCUCCUCCUCCUCCUCCUGGCUCUUACAGUGGGUCAUCACUACCUCCACCCCCACCUCCACCUCCACAAAAUGCCUCCAUGGUGCCACCUCCACCUCCUCCUCCUCCUAACACUGGAGGAAAAUUUAUUCCACCACCUCCCCCACCUCCCCCCUUCUGAAUGUUGAUUUUCAUUAUUUGUAUGGAAAAACUAUAUGACAUUU
Carassius gibelio (silver crucian carp) is the source of this 1499-nucleotide messenger RNA. Its product is annotated as ABI gene family member 3-like. Lineage: Eukaryota; Metazoa; Chordata; Actinopteri; Cypriniformes; Cyprinidae. The transcript has 5 exons. The coding region runs from base 161 to 1456 and encodes 431 amino acids. Gene Ontology annotation, molecular function: SH3 domain binding. The record is from RefSeq and is a predicted model, not a curated record. Gene Ontology annotation, cellular component: lamellipodium.